Exophiala mesophila is the source of this 1026-nucleotide messenger RNA. RefSeq lists its product as uncharacterized. The record is from RefSeq and is a predicted model, not a curated record. The coding region runs from base 1 to 1026 and encodes 341 amino acids. Lineage: Eukaryota; Fungi; Ascomycota; Eurotiomycetes; Chaetothyriales; Herpotrichiellaceae. The transcript has 2 exons. Gene Ontology annotation, molecular function: protein dimerization activity.
AUGUCCGGCGACAUGCCCUACUCAAAAACAUAUCAGAACUAUCCAGGCACAGUUUACAAUACUCAGGCACCUUGGGAUGAGGUUGACUAUACCAAUCUUCAGCCAGCAAUCGCCGACUAUAGUGGCUCCCCGAAACAGACCGACUACUCUCGAUUCCACGCUGCAGAAACAUCAUGCCAGGAUGUAGGAUCACCUGGUUUCGAACAGUUUCUUAACCUCGACUGCUCAGAUGUUGGCUCCUUCUCAGUCCCAAGCGACAACUUCUCACCAGAGCCCGUCUACAAAACAUCCCCUACAUCUCUGGAUUUCUCUCAGCAAAGCACACUAUCUUCUCUGAAGCUUGAGCCCGGUUCUGUCCCAAACGCUGGCUUUGGAUGUCCUGCCUAUCAAGUGCUUCCUCCCGACCACGACAUCCAACUCAGUGGUCUUGAACCAGCAUGUUUCCAAUCAGCAAGCCUUGGGGAGAUUGAGGACUGCAGUGCAGCACAUUGUAUCACACCAACCAUGUCUAAUUCCUCGAGCCGCAAGUCUCCCAAGUCGACCACCUCACGCAAACCCUCCAAAGACACCGCCCGCUCUCCCAAACAGAUAAAAGAACGAGAUCAGAAAUCUCGGUCGAAACGCACCCAUACAGCGUCCGAAAGUGAAGAUGAAUCGGCUCAGCUUCGAGCAAAACAAGCUCACUCUGUCGUGGAACGACGAUAUAGGGACAACCUGAAUGGCAAGAUUAUGCAGCUACAUCGAGCUCUUGUCACCAGCGAUGCCUUUGCUCGCUCAACCUCAGGCUUGUCCAAUCACGACUUUUACGCUUCGCGAGAACAUCGCGGUAAAGUACGCAAAUCAGAUGUGAUGACGGAUGCCAUGAACUACGUUCAUCAGAGCGAGGUCGAGAUCCGACAUAUGACUAAUGAGAUCACUCGACUCACCGAGAGGGUCAUGGCCUUGGAGAAGCUAGUCAAGUGCGAGGAUUGCACUCUGCUGAAGCAGAUGGUGCGCUUACAGCUACAACGACAAGCUACACAGUGA